This is a messenger RNA of Entamoeba invadens IP1, 378 nucleotides long. RefSeq lists its product as hypothetical. NCBI's taxonomy places the organism in Eukaryota, Evosea, Mastigamoebida, Endamoebidae. The transcript has 2 exons. Bases 1 to 378 code for a protein of 125 amino acids. The record is from RefSeq and is a predicted model, not a curated record.
AUGUUCACUCUAAUUCUUUUAUUUGCACUCUCAUACGCGGAAGACGCUACUCUGAAAGAAAAUUACGAUAGAUAUUUUCGAGCCGUGGUAUACGUGCCAAAGACUUGUACAUUAAAAACAGAGCCUGGAGUAGCUUCGUUUUUGAAUGGAAAAUACGAGAAUUACCCACUUCUAUUAAAAAUAGGUUCAAACAAGACAGCAAUAGCUUUCUAUGAUAUCACUGGGCAACUUAUUGAGGAAAUUAAUAUCGAAGGAUUCAAAAAGACGCAGAUUGAAAACUUACUUGAUAGACGUGGGUUUUUCAUCGAAGACGUCAAAGCGUUCAAAGCAAAUGAAAUUGAUGACAAAGAUUUUGCUUUCAAAGAAAUAAUCAAUUGA